CUUGAGAGACCUUGGCAGACAUAGAAACAGCAAACUCCCGUACUCUUAAAAUGACAUAUGAAGGUUACAUUUGCAGUGUUAAUCUCAGACUUCAUCACGUAAUGUGAAAAAACUCAGUAUUUAAUGUAAAUUGGUAGGUAUGUUCCCCUGGGGCACGUCUUUAUGGUGAGAAUUGCCUGUACUUACUGGUCGAAUUAUUUAACACACCGAAAAGAACUGAAAUGAUAUUACCCUGCUUUCCUCUGCUGGUUGAUAGGAGCCUUGUAUUCACGAAGUUGUUACGUCUUAAAAGUAGUCCCUCAACCUUGUACGACAUUUUGGAAAAUUGUAAUAUAAGAGUAGAACUUCGUGAGGAUCCUCUCGAUUCAACAUCAAUAAAGCUCUUAGCGUUUUAUUCACAUAAUGCGUGGAGAUUUUUGGUCGGACCAUAUUACAAAAGAAUACACAGCAUUGUAACAAGGGAAAUAUUUCUCAGGAGAACAGUUGACUUCAAAGGUCCUCCCAUUAGAAUGAAGAUAACAGCUGAAACAACUAUUCAAAAAGUUCCUGUGAAAACGUCUCAUCAGUUGACUGGUGAACCAAUCGAUACUUAUUUCGUACAUGCUGAAAGCUACCUUACGGAUCUACCAACUGGAAGGUCACCUACUUGUCGAAACUGUUCAGACGUUGACGAAUCGCAAAUCGCUUCAGAGGAUGCAACUACUAUGGAAAGAAUAAACAAGAAGGUGAAAAGGACAAAAGUAAAAUGGAAUCCUAUAGAACUUUUAGUGACGUCAUCCUCAUUCAAAUCAAAAAAUAAUGAAGAUUAUGGAGAGUUCAUUUAUCCAGCCGAUAGACUGAAAUCGUCUGGUCUGGUUUUAAUUGAGGGAAAAUAAAUUUGUUCUUUAAGUGUGCGCUUUCUUGAAGUAUGUCUGCUUAAACUUCUGCAAUACUUUUGUGCAAAGUUCUACAUUGAAAACAAUGACUCAGUGGGUCAGCCAUCAAUGCUUGCAUUAUAACACAUAAACAUUUUGUUUUUUUAUCUUUCCAAGCAAACUGAACUGUCCUUUUGAAUGACUACAAAUGUUUGACCUUGAAUUCAAAAAUCGCGCUAUUCAAUUGUCAAUGUAAUUCGAUAUCACUAUGAAUUGUAUUCUUUAAUUUAUGUCAAUUUCAAAUCAAGUGAUUCACUGAUUAGCUGAUUUGAUUGAUUUGUUCUUACUUUCUAUAUGUUUAUAUGACAAAAAUGAGUAACACUAUUAGCAGACUACUUAAUUGACAUAUGAGUAGCGAGCUGAAUAAGUUUAUCUAAAUUAGAAGGAUUUUACUAAUCUUUUUAUACGAUCAAAUGUUGUUUGGUAACAAUUAACUGCUUUCCUUUCCUAAAUAUAAAUUUUUUUCCAAG
Messenger RNA from Trichobilharzia regenti, 1384 nucleotides. Lineage: Eukaryota; Metazoa; Platyhelminthes; Trematoda; Strigeidida; Schistosomatidae. The record is from the annotation of a GenBank genome assembly.